AAGAAUGCUAGACUCCAUUUAAUUUAUCUAUGCUAUCAGAUCUUAAAAUUCUUUGUUUAUGGCAUCUACAAAGGUGAAUGAGAGGGCAUGGUGAUUCAUAGUUUAAGCAUUAAACAUGUCCUAUCUAUCCACUUGCAAGAUUCCUAAAGAUUCUGCUUCAGUGGCAACAGUAUCUUGCUUCUUGAUUCCUAGAGGACUCCGAAAGAGUCAUCUCACGGUCGUUUCCUUGUCUGAUCAUUCUUUUUCUUCUUCUUCUUCUUCUUCCGUGAAUUGCUGUUCAGCUAUUUUUGGUGAGGGAUUGAAAGAGAGAUCCUGGAGAAAAGCUGUAAAUUGUCAUGGGAAUUAUUGGCCAGUUUUUUGCAGUGAAGAAGGGGAGAGGUCGAAGGGGAGAGAUCCUGUGUGGGUUGCGACCAAGAAAUCUUUGGGUAGAAAGAAAGCAUUUUGGAGGAAAAUUGUGUGUAGAUCAAACAAGUUGAGGAGUGUAAUCUUGCUGAAUGUUAUCACAGUUGUAUACGCAAGUAACAUUUGUGUUGUGAAAGAGGUGGAGACAAUGAUGGAUCCAGCAGCCUUCUCUGCAAUGCGGUUCUUGAUUUGUGCAAUCCCAUUCCUGCCCUUUGUGUUCCAGGCAAGAAAUGAUGUUGAGACUCGGAAUGCAGGGAUGGAGCUGGGAUUAUGGAUCAGUUUAGGGUACCUCAUAGAGGCAUUAGGACUACUCACCUGUGAUGCUGGCCGCGCCUCCUUCAUCUCACUCUUCACCGUUAUUAUGGUUCCAUUGUUUGAGAGCCUCUUAGGAGCAAUAAUCCCUGCUAGAACAUGGUUUGGAGUGUUGAUGUCUGUCGUAGGUAUUGCCAUGUUGGAAUGCAGUGGAUCUCCUCCAAAUCUUGGUGAUCUGCUCAACUUUGUUAGUGCCAUUUUCUUUGGCAUUCACACACUCCGGACUGAACAAAUAACGAGAAGCACAAAGAAAGAGAGCAUGCUACCACUUCUCGGAUAUGAGGUUUGUGUUAUAGCUUUCAUGUCUGUUAUCUGGUAUGUAGUCGGGGGAAAUUUCGAUGGAUUUCAAGAGAGUGAUAUCAGUGGUGGAUGGUCUUGGAGCAUGUUUUGUGAGUGGAUGGUUGCAUUUCCUUGGAUACCUACACUGUAUACUGGUGUAUUUUCCACUGGUUUAUGCCUCUGGGGUGAAAUUGCAGCAAUGCGCGACGUUUCAGCCACAGAAACAGCAGUGAUAUAUGGGUUAGAGCCAUUGUGGGGGGCUGCUUUUGCCUGGUUUCUCCUUGGUGAAAGAUGGGGCUUAGCUGGAUGGAUAGGAGCAGCCCUAGUAUUAGGGGGAAGCUUGACACUCCAAAUUUUGGGAUCUUAUAGUGAAACAACAAAGGGGAGUAGUCACAAAAAAGCUUCACAACACAAAACCCUACCAAACUCAAACUCACUCUCAGCUUCUCCUGUGGUCAUCUCUUCAGACCACAACUUGGUUGACAGGUUGAACAAAUAGUAAACCUAUUAUAUAUAUGUGUACAUAUCUGCUAAAAGUCGGCACGGAACAUUUAUAUUUUAUAUGUAAUAAGUCGGCAUAUAUGCAUACUCGAAAAUUAAAGCACUCGAAAAUUAAAGCCUCAUAUAUUCUGCACUCA
Ipomoea nil (Japanese morning glory) is the source of this 1631-nucleotide messenger RNA. RefSeq lists its product as uncharacterized. The transcript is spliced from 6 exons. Gene Ontology annotation, cellular component: membrane. The record is from RefSeq and is a predicted model, not a curated record. Lineage: Eukaryota; Viridiplantae; Streptophyta; Magnoliopsida; Solanales; Convolvulaceae. The coding region runs from base 116 to 1492 and encodes 458 amino acids.